Molecule: messenger RNA, 1961 nt
Organism: Cladophialophora immunda
Lineage: Eukaryota; Fungi; Ascomycota; Eurotiomycetes; Chaetothyriales; Herpotrichiellaceae
Exons: 4
Coding region: 134-1501 (455 amino acids)
Biological process (GO): DNA-templated transcription
Molecular function (GO): zinc ion binding; DNA binding
Source: RefSeq, a predicted model, not a curated record
CGGGUGCGCUCUGAGACGCGUGCGAUGCUCGGGAGGGUCACCAUGUUUUGAGUGCAAGCAUCGAUCUGUAUCAUGCACGUUCCUGCGGGUACGCAGGAAAAGAGGUCCAAAAGGUCCCAGACCAGGCACCAACAUGAAAAUCGAGGAAUUCCAAAGGAUGUUGAAAGCAAGUGGCGAUCAGCAAUCCCUUCCCACUCCGCCUGAAGAAUCUGCACUGGAGUCCGCAGUCGAACAUCGUAUUUCACCAACACGCCCCUCUGGCAUUCCUAUGCAUAUUUAUCACCGCUUUCUGGAGGUUUACCGUGUUCGCUUAUACUCAGUGUGGCCGGUCGUCUCAUAUGACGAACUUGUCACCGCCUUAAGGAACAAUCGAAGCGACUACGAGUCGUACUCACUUGCUGCAGCUCUGUGCGCAGCUGUCAUUGCUCAACUACGGCUGCCCGAGCAUAUUGGAUCUCUCACUUACUCUUCCUCUGAGUUGGUGGCGGAAGCUCAGAGGCUCAGACGGCUUUUUGAGUAUCAAGAACAGUACUCGAUGUCGUCUCUUCUGACUUCGUUCUUCCUCCAUAUCUAUUUUGCAAAUGCUGACAAACUCCGCACGGCCGGAUUCUAUCUUCGAGAAACCCUAACAUAUGCCCAUGGCCUCAAGUUACAUCAGCUUAACAGUUAUGCUGGCUUAGACUUCCGAGAACGCCAAUUGAGAUUGCGCGUGUACUGGAUCUUGUUUAUUUCCGAAAGAACAUAUUGCGUCCAGAAUGGCCUGCCAACUACAUUGAAGCCGAUCAACGAGUUUCCUAGUGUCGAUCCCAUUAAAGGAUAUGACGGCGCUCCCCUGCCAGCGUUUAUUGCUCUGAUACGAUUAUUCACCUUUCUUGAUGGCGAUAUCCUCGAAUCCAUCCCCUCGUCAAUGACUCCUGCAAUUCCACGCAGUCCGAAGGACAAAAUAUCGGUCCUGCAGCAUGAUCUCAGCCGUCAUCCACUUACCGAAGAUCUGGACGAGUCACAGAGGGUGGACAUAUUAGCCACCCGGAAUUGGAUCCGUAUAAUGUUGUGGCAGUACACAAUAGCCCACUUUGUGGUAUCAUGUCAUGCCCAGGAUCAGGCCUUCUCAGCACUACUCCCAACGACGAUUGCGCGCGAUAUGCUCUCCGUGCUUGAGAGCGCGUCUUGGAAAUCAAUUCAGCCUCAUGGAUAUGGCAUGGAACUAAAAGUAUUCCGCAUCGCAGACUCUUUGUUGGACGUCCUCCUCUGCGCACCUCGAUCCACUGGGACGCGAGACCUGCUGAUGGACUCAAGGCAGGCACUCCAUCUUCUAGAGAGAGUGCUUGUUGACAUUGGAGGGACUGAGUCGCAAUUCUUGGCUACGUUGCGGAAAAGGAUGGUCGAGUCAGAUCUCCCCGUUCCAAACACAGUGCAGAAUGACCAGCAAAUUUCAUGGUAUUUCAAAGCCGACGAGGAGAAGAAGUCUCCGAACGGAUCGGUUACUGUGCACAAUGAAUAGUCGCUUAUUUGAGGUGGGAGCUAUCACAAUGUGCGACCACGACGCAGAGAAGGCAAAUUCACUUAUCGGCAAAGAGGUCAAAGGAAGUCCAACGUAUUCCGCAUCGGAUCGGAUCAGCACUACUACUACUCCACGCCUUCUCCAAGUCAUGGCUGAGUGCUGACUCGUGAAUCAUGUCAACUCCAGUGCCAUCAUUUUCACCAACGUGGCCAGGUUAUCCGAGCCCAUCAGGCCCCGCAUGGAACGAUUGCGGACAGGACUCCAUAUCAUGCAUGCAUGAUAAGCUGGUGUGUUUAACCAAGUUGGACUCACGGCUCUCGCUUGGGAUGUUGUUUGGGAGAAUCUCAUCGAGACCGCUUUCCAGAUCCCCUUCUUUGGCUGGCAUCUUGAUGGAUAAUGCCCAGUAGUGGGCGGUCGUCCCGAAAGUAAUACUAUUUUCGACGCAAACGUUGAGAAGGAG